This is a messenger RNA of Chara braunii, 1874 nucleotides long. The record is from the annotation of a GenBank genome assembly. Lineage: Eukaryota; Viridiplantae; Streptophyta; Charophyceae; Charales; Characeae.
GCGUAAAGAGUUUUCAGAGAAGCAGAUUCCAGACGGAGGCGACUUUUCCUGUCACUCCUCUUUCGUCUUUCUGAAGAUUGUUUCUGAAGAUGGCAGGCGGGAUUCCGCUUCAUGAUAAAGCGGUGUUUUCCGUGGGAGGGGGUAUCGAUGAGAGGGAGGUGGAAGAUGUGCUGCCCUUCGCAGCAAUGCUGUUUUCUGCAGUCUUUUUCGCUGAGGCAUUAGCACGCCUUUUCUCCUACAUGUUUCCGGUCCGAAGGCCCAGCAAGACAGAGCAAUCAAUUUGGAAGCAAUACAAGGCUUUGGAACGAGAGGCUGAUACACUCACCACGCCAGAUACAUUUGUCGAGGGAGCUCGAAAACGGCGGCUAGCGAACGCGAAAAAGAAGGAGCUUGAGAAUUAUCCUGCAGACAGACGGAUGAAGGCAACGAAGUUGUCGGCCUGGAAAGUCGCACGAAUCGUUAUGCCUUACGUUAUCCGGUGGGGAGCGUAUAUUUACUUGGCAUAUUCGUUUUGGCAUUUCCCAAUCUCAGUUCUUCCCGCUGAGCUCCUUGUGCCCGUUGGGCGCAUGCUUUCGUUCCCGGAGGACCGCUUGUGGGUGAAGAAUGGGGGGGUCUCCAUCAUACCCUUCCUUUCGAUGAGCUCUCUUGUUGCGAGCAGUUUUCUGGCAAGCCUUGGGUCGAUAAGGAAAUAGCUGCUGCACGCAUUCCGGCAUGUAUACCUUUUACUUUGUUUUAUGACUUUUCAUAUUGAUUUGAUUUGCUGGCCGAUUUCGCCAGGCUUGGUAAUGAAGAAUAUACGUGAUUCGCCGGGGAGGAAAGGUUGGUUGUUGAUUGUUUCUAAUCCGAUAUCUCAACAGGUUGCGGAAUAUUUUCUUUCCUUGAAGUUCCUUCUUUUUUCUUUUUUUCGGUUUCUCAAUGUGAAGCCGAAUAUCAACGCUAGAUCUUGUUCGCAGUUGUCACCAACUCGGCAGAGAUUUGCCCACGGGAUUGAGACUAGGGGGAUACACACACACACGAGGACCUUUCUAUCUGUAUCUGGAUGUGAUUACGAUAACAUUCAGUAGGAGUAUUCUGUAUGCAUCUGGAUGUGAUUACUAUCAGAUUCAGUAGGAUUCGUGUAGUGCGAGUGCCGCCUCAGUCUACUAGUUCAGUUCUGAAGUCGAUGGAAUGGCAUGAUAGGCAAAAGGGAAGGCCACUGUUCUCUUCCUCUUCCUCUUCCUCUUCCUCUUCCUCUUCCUCUGCUUGUCCUUUGGACGAAAGAUCAGAUCUUGAGAGGUAUUUUGUCCCUCAGAUGCAUUUUGUUGAUUUUGGCUGUUGAGAAAUAAAAAGAAGAGGUUAUUCAAAAAAAGUAUGCCUCCGCCACUGCCAGUCGUUGAGAAUGUAUUAAUAGGCCGACUAUAAGGCCACGUACGCUUCCAUCCCAAUGCAGAGCUCGUUUUGGACAUCCGUCCUUGGAGUAUGACUGCGACUCGGUACAGAAACUUAGCUUCUUGAUUUGGAAAGCUAUUUGCUUAAUUUGGAAAGCUUUGCCUAAAUUUGUGUGUGUGUGUGUUUGUGAACUGUGUGUUGAUGGAACUCGUGAGAGCCGCGAUAGCCUGUAGAAUGGGUUGAUGGUUUAAGUAGGGAGGAGGAGCAGAUCAUGGAAAGGGGUUUGAGAGGAGCAAGAUGAAAGAGAGAGAGAGACCUGCACUGGAGGGCUGGAGGAAGUGUGCAAUGAGGCCCUGACGCUAUUUUUGUUCGCUUCGGGAUUCGAGCUCGUGAUCUGUUUAUCAAGAGCUACGUGUGUGUGCUGAUCGCCCACAUGUGGAUUGUUCUUGCUCUUGCUCAUCCCUUUCUUUUUUUUUUCUUUUUUAAAACAAACAUACGCCCCGUCU